CUCACUGAGGAAGACCUUGAAUACCUCCGGCCGUUCGCAUACAAAGUCCACCACCAUCUCUCAGGGUCAGCCUUCGCUGAACUGCCGCAAUUCUUCCCGGGCAGCAAUGUUGCAAGUUGGAAGCUCAUUCAAGCUCGAGCAGCCCGGCUCUCCGGGUUUGAGCCUCGGGUUUACGACACCUGUGUGCAGUCGUGCAUCGCUUAUCUUGGGAUUUACACGGACAAUGUUGCGUGCCCUUUCUGCUCUCAAUCUCGCUACAAACCCCACGGAAAUCACAUCCCCCGUGCCACAUUCGUCUACCUUCCCCUCGAACCUCGCCUCAAAGCACUUCAGGCGAAUGCAGACACCGCAAAACGAGCCCAGUACCGCGCACAAGAGCACCACCACGUUCCCGGGGUUGUCACCGACGUCAUGGACUCAAAACAUUUCCGUGGGCUCCUCGACAAGAAGGUGACCAUCGGAGGCAAGGAGUUCCCACAUCGGUUCUUCGAGGACCCACGCGAAUUCGCACUCGGCCUCUCCACAGACGGCUUUGCCCCCUUCAAGAGGCGUUCGAAGACC
Messenger RNA from Epithele typhae, 561 nucleotides. RefSeq lists its product as uncharacterized. The record is from RefSeq and is a predicted model, not a curated record. NCBI's taxonomy places the organism in Eukaryota, Fungi, Basidiomycota, Agaricomycetes, Polyporales, Epitheliaceae. The annotation marks the transcript as partial. The transcript has a single exon.